Myxocyprinus asiaticus (Chinese sucker) is the source of this 2004-nucleotide messenger RNA. RefSeq names its product E3 SUMO-protein ligase KIAA1586-like. The record is from RefSeq and is a predicted model, not a curated record. The coding region runs from base 1 to 2004 and encodes 667 amino acids. The transcript is spliced from 2 exons. NCBI's taxonomy places the organism in Eukaryota, Metazoa, Chordata, Actinopteri, Cypriniformes, Catostomidae.
AUGAUUGCUCCGUCCCCCACCCCAGUCAGAGAGGAUGCCGACAGUGACAGAGAUGCUGCCUCUUCAACUACAACUUCGAAUGUAGUCAUCGAAGACGUCAACCAAGGAUGUCUGGUCUAUUGCAGUGUGAACUCCAUUGGAAUCAUCAAGGAGCAAGGUGUAUUUCUCGAGAGAGAAUGGAUGAAAUUUGAAAUUCAAGCGUCUGGCCAGGGAAGUAGAGAGACAAGUCUGACAGUCUUGAGAAAUAAGGUGAGGAAACAUGCUUUGUCUAAGGUCCACAUUCAAGUUGUGAAGAUGGCAGAACAACAGAAAGAAGCUGUCAUUGAGAAUGUGGCGGAGGCUAUGACUGAGUCCUACAUGAAGGAAACCGAAGCUGUGUUUCGAACAGCCUACCAUUUGGCCAAAAUUAACAGACCCUUUUCUGACCUUGAGAGCCUCAUUGAGCUGCAGGAAUUGAAUGGUAUAAAGAUGGGCUCAAUACUUCAUUCACAUUACAGUGCAACACAAAUAACCAAACAUGUUGCUAAUGAGUUGCAGAGCAAAAUCGUCAGUAGCAUAAUAGCAUCAUCAAGUAAGUUAGCUGUCCUAAUUGACGAGGCCUCUUCUUUAAGUCACAAAGCUGUCAUGACAGUUUCAGUUAAAGCAUCAGUUCAAGAAGAAGAAAGCCCUGAAUUCAUAUUCCUUGAGCUUGUUGAACUGGAAAAUCAGAGAGCAGAUGGCAUAGUAGAGGGUUUACUCACUUGUUUAACUAAUGCUGGCUUUACAGAAGAAUGGCUUCUUGAAAACUUGGUAACAUUUGUCACUGAUGGCGCCAGCGUCAUGUUAGGAAAAAAGUCAGGAUUAGCAACCAGGUUGACCUUGAGAUUCCCAGAGCUUUUUGAAUGGCACUGUGUGAAACAUAGACUUGAACUAGCUGUGUCAGAUGCAGUUGAUGAGGUAAACACUGUCAAUCACUUUAAAGCUUUCAUGCACAAGCUAUAUUCUCUGUAUAGUAUGUCAAACAAAAAUGAGCGUGAACUCAAAGAUCCAGCAGCUGAAUUAGGCUCACAACUUCUUCGCACUGGCAGAGUCUUGGAUGUUCGCUGGGUGGCCAGUAGCUUUCAGACUGUUCAUGCUGUUUGGACAUCAUUGGGAGCUCUUGUGCAGCACUUUAAGAAUGCUUGUUCUGAUGAGAGGAGGUCCAACAAUGAGAAGCAAAUGUACAGAGGUUUAUUGGAUCGUGUUCAAAGUCCUGAAUUUCUUUGUGACCUUGGGCUCAUGUAUGACACACUCCAUGAACUAAGUGUCCUGUCACAGGAGCUUCAGGCUCGUUCUAUAACUCUCCUCAGAGCAGAGCAUCUGCUGAAAUGUACAAUCAGAGUGAUACAUUCAUUUAAAGAGAGUCCAGGAGAGAAAUAUGGUGAGGCUUUAGAAGCAAAAGAGAGUGGGGUGUAUCGAUCUAUAGCCUUGAAAAGAAAUACAAAGCUCAAGUUUAUCAAUCCAGGCCAGUCCUUACAAAGCCUUGUGAACAAUCUUGAGCAACGCUUGUCUUUCGAAGAUGAGACCAUCAAGGACCUCAGCAUCCUUGCUCAGAGUAAAUGGCCAUCAAACCCCAGCAUCCGCCAUGGUGAAGAACAAGUUAAGCGACUGUGCAAGCGAUUUAACUUGUGCACAGACCAAGCACUGUAUGGGAUGCGGGACCUACUGGAAGAGCCCAACAGUGAGCCAAACGACCUAAAACCGCUCAUUAACUGUAUGAAAACAUUCCCUGUCAGCACAGCAGAGUGUGAAAGGAACUUUAGCCUUAUGAACAAUAUCAGCACAGACAAAAGGGCUGUCCAGCUGGCCUCAAACAUAUCAAACUUAAUGUUGAUUAACAUCAACGGACCCCCUACUUCCAAGUUUGAUCCUAGAAAGUAUACAAGGACCUGGUUGAAGAGCCACCAUGCUGCCUCUUCUGUGCAUUCUAGACAAUGCAGUGUGAAAACCCCUGCAGAGAGCAAGUUUGUCUUGAAUAUACUGUAG